Messenger RNA from Perca flavescens (yellow perch), 897 nucleotides. RefSeq names its product zinc finger BED domain-containing protein 4-like. Bases 1 to 897 code for a protein of 298 amino acids. The record is from RefSeq and is a predicted model, not a curated record. The transcript is spliced from 3 exons. Lineage: Eukaryota; Metazoa; Chordata; Actinopteri; Perciformes; Percidae.
AUGACCGCUGCCCUUAAUCCUCGCUACCAACCCCCAUCCAGGGAUGCUCAUACUCUUAUUCCUGCAUGGUACUCUGUUGAAAAACAAAAUGUCAUUCAGGAGUUAGCACAGGUGAGUAAGGCUGCUAUUACAUGUGAUGGGUGGACCAGUGUGGCACAGGACCACUAUUUAACAGUUACUGUGCACUAUAUCAGUCAUGGCCACAUUAAACAGAAGGUGCUAAACACCAAAGCUGUGUAUGAGUCACAGGCAGGCCUCGUGGUAGCAGACAAGAUACAAGGCAUUCUGGAGGAAUUCCAGAUAAACACCAAAGUUGUAGCUGCCACAGCAGACAAUGCCAGCAAUAUGGAUGUUGCACUGAAGAAUCUGAAGCUUUUAAAGAUGGGGUGCUUUAUCCAUACCCUAAACCUGGCAGCACAGAAGAUUUACAGCAUCAGUGCCAUUACAAUGUGGUGUGCCAGACUUCAAGCUGUCGUGGUGUGGCUGAAGAGGUCCACCGUGGCUAAAACCGUCAUGCGGGAAAUGCAGCGACUACUUGAUCUGCCAGAACACAACAUGAUUCUGGAUGUCAGAACACGGUGGAACUCCCUUUUCCUGAUGGUGGAGCGAUUUUUGGAGCAGUACCCGGCCAACCUUGACCAACGACUUAGGAAGCCAAUGGAGAAAGACAGACUAGAAAGGCUCACAGAUGACGACUUCCAGAAAGCCGAGGAUUUUGUUAAAAUCAUGAAUUUGUUGUACAACUCAACCCACUGUGUAUCCAUUGAGCGGUCCCCCACAUGUGGCCAAAUUCUCCCCAUAUUGACUAAGCUGGAGGCACAUUUCAGGGUGUCUGAAGAGGACACAAUGUUUACCAGUGCUUUGAAAAAGAAGGUCUGGGGAGAUCUGGAAAAAUGA